AUGUUUUGUGUCGCUUAUAGUUGCACUUUUCUGAGCUUACUUACCCUCUUUGUUUAUAUUUUCCCCGUGGCAGUCACCUCCUUUGUGGUAAAGCACCAAAGGGGCAUUCCAACAAGGGGGAACUACAUAGAUUGGAAAACCUAUCCACAGAAUUUUCUCACCUGCAAGAAUAGCAAGAGCUACGUAGCCAAGGACAGGAACAGUUAUCACCUAAAGCAUAAGUCCAAUUUGAAUCGCCAUUUGGGUAGGCGAAAUGAGUGGGUAGCCAAUACCUUUGUGGGCAAGAGGAGGGUGAGGUUGUUCAUAUGCAGCAACCCCCUUCGCAUUAAAAGGAGAAACAGAAAUGAGAAAUUAAACCUGCAACAGUUGUCCCAUUUGGAGAGUAGCCAAUUAGAGGAGGAGUACAAAUCGGACGUAACAGAGGAAGAGAAAAUCAUGAGACAAACUUCGUCUGCAAGUGACGUGAUCGAAAAGGCAAAUGGGGGCGCUGCGAACGAAGUGGUUAGUGUAGACGGAAAGGAUUCCUACGUGCAAAGUAGCCACCUAGCUGUCCAGCCAAAUUUGAACAAAACAGAGAAGCAGAAAAUUAUUCUCAUUAUCGGUGUAACAUGCAGUGGGAAGACAAAGUUUAGCAUAGACUUGUGUGAAGAACUGCAGAAGAAUAAUGUGGAGAGCGAAAUAAUUAGUGCGGAUUCUAUGCAGGUUUACCAAAAUUUCAAGGUAGGUGUAGCCAAAGUGGAGGAAGAAGAAAAGAGGGACAUAAAACACCACCUUUUGGAUGUGUGUGGACCGAAGGAAGAGUUCAAUGCAUAUAAAUUUAUUAGCCAUACGAUACCCAUUAUCCGUAGCAUAAGUGAGAGGAACAAAUUGGCCAUUGUUGUUGGAGGUACGCUGCUUUACGUUGAGUCGCUCCUGUGGGAAUCUGUGGUAGAUUUGGAAGAAGCCCAUACCAAAACGUAUAACGAAACGCAUAGCGAAGUGCAUAGCGGAGUGCAUAGCGGAACGGAUCCUUAUGAACACAAGACAAAUGAAGAACUGCAUGCAGAGUUGAAACGGGUCGACGAAGAAAGAGCCAAUCAGUUGCACCAAAAUGACAGGAAAAGAAUUUGUAGAAGUCUAGACAUUUUCUACUCACACAAUAGGAAACAUAGUGACCUAAUAAAAAUGAGAAACCACAAAAAUAACGAUUUCGAUAGGACAAGGUAUGCCCCCUGCAUCUUCUACCUGGACUACGACAAUGACGAUGUGCUACGGGGGAAUAUCCAAAAGAGAGUAGACGAUAUGGUUUCGAAGGGACUGUUGGACGAAGCCAUAAAAUUGAAGAAACAAAAUGAGAAUGCAAAUGUUAAGCUGUUUGGGAAGGGGAUUAACCAAAGCAUUGCAUACAAAGAGUUUGAUACGUACAUUGAAAAAAAAAUGAACAAUGAUGGUAAUGAAGAAUUGUUCAAUUUGUGCAAAGAAAAUUUGGUUAGAAAAACGUAUAAGUAUGCGAAGCGGCAGAGGAGGUGGGUAUUAAACAGAUUUGUAAAAUGCUAUAACAUCCCGCUGAACAGGAUAGACGUGUCACGCGACUACGCCGAGCAGCUCUCUGCAGCGGUGCAGACGGUGCUGAAAUUCUGCCGCAGUUAA
Messenger RNA from Plasmodium coatneyi, 1629 nucleotides. RefSeq names its product tRNA dimethylallyltransferase. The coding region runs from base 1 to 1629 and encodes 542 amino acids. Gene Ontology annotation, cellular component: mitochondrion. The record is from RefSeq and is a predicted model, not a curated record. Gene Ontology annotation, molecular function: tRNA dimethylallyltransferase activity. Gene Ontology annotation, biological process: tRNA modification. The transcript has a single exon. NCBI's taxonomy places the organism in Eukaryota, Apicomplexa, Aconoidasida, Haemosporida, Plasmodiidae.